UUUCUUUUAACCUGGCUUCCUUUGAAGAAGUGACUCAGGCAGCUUCAUGGCCUCUCAAGAUACCCUAGGCCAGACCUACAAAACUGUACAAGAGCCUCUUCCUGGUUUUCCAGACCCUCCAGAUCAAGCCAGAUCUUCAGAAACUAUCAUCACCUGGAAACAAGCUCAUUCUCCUGCUGCUUUGCCUCCGGGUUUGGAAUACUUAAGCCAGUUGGACCAGAUAAUUAUUCAUCAGCAAGUGGAGCUUCUUCAAGUUAUACUGGGGACUGAGACCUGUAGCAAGUAUGAAAUAAAAAACCACAUGGGACAAAGAGUGUACUUUGCAGUAGAGGAAAAUGGCUGCUUUGAUCGCAACUUCUGCUCACCAUUACGGGCUUUCACCAUGAGGAUUAUGGACAACACUGGUCGAGAGGUGAUCACUGUAAAUAGACCUUUAAGAUGUAAUAGCUGCUGGUUUCCAUGUUACCUGCAGGAGGUGGAAGUUCAGUCUCCUCCUGGGACCACAGUUGGCUAUGUUGUACAGACAUGGGACCCUCUUCUCCCUAAAUUCAUGAUCAGGAAUGAGAAUAAUGAGGAUGUCUUAAAGAUAAUAGGCCCUUAUGCGACAUGUGGUUGCUUUGGCGAUGUUGACUUUGAGGUAAAAUCUAUAACUGAUAUGUCAACAAUUGGCAAGAUUUCCAAGUAUUGGUCUGGAUUUGUCAAUAACAUCUUCACCAAUACCGCAAACUUUGGUAUUCAGGUCCCUAUAGAUCUUGAUGUAAAAAUCAAGGCUGUAAUGAUUGGUGCUUGCUUUCUUCUAGAUUUAAUGUUCUUUGAGAACUCCUUGGAUGGAUUGUAAUAAGCAAGAUGAUUGGAACAAUAAAAUAUGCAAACACUUCACACUCCCUUGAACUCUGGAUAUUUCAAACUGUACAAUCCCACGGGUAUUUUUUUUUUUUUUUUU
Sceloporus undulatus (fence lizard) is the source of this 943-nucleotide messenger RNA. RefSeq names its product phospholipid scramblase family member 5 (gene PLSCR5). Bases 47 to 838 code for a protein of 263 amino acids. The transcript has 8 exons. Gene Ontology annotation, biological process: plasma membrane phospholipid scrambling. The record is from RefSeq and is a predicted model, not a curated record. Gene Ontology annotation, cellular component: plasma membrane. Gene Ontology annotation, molecular function: phospholipid scramblase activity. Lineage: Eukaryota; Metazoa; Chordata; Lepidosauria; Squamata; Phrynosomatidae.